This is a messenger RNA of Verticillium dahliae VdLs.17, 534 nucleotides long. RefSeq lists its product as uncharacterized. NCBI's taxonomy places the organism in Eukaryota, Fungi, Ascomycota, Sordariomycetes, Glomerellales, Plectosphaerellaceae. The record is from RefSeq and is a predicted model, not a curated record. The transcript has a single exon. The coding region runs from base 1 to 534 and encodes 177 amino acids.
AUGACCUCCCCAACCCAGCCGACGCUCCUCAUCUCCGCCUCCCCGUCCUCCUCCCCCCUCGUCGAAGACUUCAUAGCCAGCGCCCUCUCCUCAGGCACCCGCGUGCGCCUGACCUCCCCUCUCCCCGCCCACACCACCUCCUUCGCCGAGGCCGCAGCAUGCGGAAAACUCACCAUCACGCCCAUCACGACCCCAGACUCCUACCGCACAGCUCUCGACAACGUGACGUCGAUCUUCCAUCCGGCCCCCGUCGACGAGAACGGCGAGCCCGAGACGAACGAGGCGCUCGCCCUCCUCGACGCGACGAUGAAGUACGGCACGUUUGUGCGCAAGGUUGUCUACGCUGCGCCGUCGCUCGGAAGCCGGGAUGAAGGGUGGAACCCUGCGAGGGGCGACGGAGUGAUUGACAGGUGGGUAGAGGAGAGGAGCGCGGGAGCCGUAAAGGUGCCAUUCGGCGUGGUGUGCAUGGGUUUCGACAUUGACUUGGGUGGAAAGGGUCUCGAGGGUGCUGUUAGACGAGCCGUUGAGAUCUGA